Messenger RNA from Mangifera indica (mango), 1157 nucleotides. RefSeq names its product ethylene-responsive transcription factor 9. Lineage: Eukaryota; Viridiplantae; Streptophyta; Magnoliopsida; Sapindales; Anacardiaceae. The record is from RefSeq and is a predicted model, not a curated record. Gene Ontology annotation, molecular function: DNA binding; DNA-binding transcription factor activity. Gene Ontology annotation, biological process: regulation of DNA-templated transcription. The coding region runs from base 284 to 949 and encodes 221 amino acids. The transcript has a single exon.
ACAGCGUCAGGCAAAAGCCGGCAAACAUCAAGAUUCAAGAGUAGCUCGCCGCUCGUCUCGACAUUCCCGCGUGACACGUUUCAACAAGACAAUGUUAUCAUUUUGUCUCCUCUCUCUACUCGCUUGGGCGGCGCCUCAGUCAAAUCCCGCAUUGACCGCACUUUUUUAAUACUCACCCUUCACCCGUCCUCUUCUCUUUAUAAAAGCCAACCCUCCGUCUCCUCUUGUAUCCAAUACAAACCACAAAAUAUCAUCAAGUUUCUCUAUCUAUCUUUUUCAGGCAAUGGCACCCACAGAUAAAACAAAUAAUGGCGGUACUAAAAGAAGCUCUGGAAACACCGAGGUGCAUUACAGAGGAGUCAGGAAGAGACCAUGGGGCCGUUACGCCGCCGAGAUCAGGGACCCCGGUAAGAAGAGUCGCGUCUGGCUCGGUACCUUCGAUACCGCUGAGGAUGCGGCCAAAGCGUACGACGCGGCGGCUCGUGAGUUUCGUGGCUCCAAGGCUAAAACCAACUUCCCUUUACCCAAUGAAACUGUUUCCGUUGUAAACAGCAAUAAUAACAAUAACAAUGGUCAGCAGAGUCCCAGCCAAAGCAGUACGGUGGAGUCCUCCGGGGAUGAAGUGGAGCGUGAAUUUACGCGCCAGAUUUGCGGUGGGAACGGGUUUGCGAGUCGUUUUCCGUUUGUGUAUCAGCAACCGAGUUUUGUGGCGCUGGGUGGGGAUAGAAUUGGGUGUGUAACCCACGCGCCUCCUGUUUUGUUUAUUGACUCGUUGGCAAGGCCAGAUUUAAUGGGUCCGGUUUAUCCAGUUCGGUUUGAACCGAUUGGGGCUGCAAGAGUUAGUGGUGGGGUUCAGAGCGAGUCAGAUUCAUCAUCCGUCGUCGAUUGUAAGCCAAUAAGAGGUCUCAAUCUUGACCUCAACCUGGCUCCACCAGUUGUGGAUGCAUGAUGGAUGAAUCAUAACCGUUGAUUUUUAACAAAUUUCUAGAGAUAAAAAAAUUUUUAGUGUUUAGUAUUAAUUUCUUCCCUUCUGUUUAAAUGGGUGAUGGAACUAGAGAAUCAUGAACCUCCUGGUCAAACGAUGUAAAUUAAUUUGAUCGUUAUUUUUUGCAGCUAAGAGAAGUUAUGAAAGUUUCUCUGUCCUGUUUCUCCUGUAA